This is a messenger RNA of Onychostruthus taczanowskii (white-rumped snowfinch), 786 nucleotides long. RefSeq names its product chromosome unknown C9orf152 homolog (gene CUNH9orf152). The record is from RefSeq and is a predicted model, not a curated record. Bases 1 to 786 code for a protein of 261 amino acids. The transcript has 2 exons. NCBI's taxonomy places the organism in Eukaryota, Metazoa, Chordata, Aves, Passeriformes, Passeridae.
AUGAAGGAAAUGUCCUGCUUCUGCUUGAGUUUUUCUUCCUUGUUGGAACAGAUGGUGAAGGCUUACAAAUACGUGACUGGUAUUUUUUCAGUGACUCAUAGCUCAGAGCCACAGGUUUCAGAUGGUGACAAGAAGCUUACCAGGAUGGAUGUAAGCAUACUUGAGGAGCAGUAUGUCCAUAUAAAACAGAAGCAAAAACUGCAACCACACAUUAUUGUAUAUAAAACAGGUGGACAUGAAUCUGUUCUGCCAGAAUCAAUGAUCAACCCUGUUCUGAUUAAUAAGAAAGUUAAAAGAUCAAAGUCAUGUAGAGGAGACGUGCCAGUCAGAAAGGUCACACUGGAGACAUCCAAUGGAGGCGACUCAGAAGAGGAUUUGCUAUGGCGCGCCCACCUGGGAAGGCACCUGGGGACAGGAGAUUCCUGGGAUCUCUCCCACUGCAACAGCACACCGUGGAGUUUUGACAACCAGAGACUGAUUUCAAAGGGAAAUGGCACAGCACAGACCAAGGAACAUGAAGGAGCAAGUGAACUGUCUGAGCUCAGGCAGCUGGGAAGCUCAAGCCUGUUGAACAGUCUCAGCAAAGAGAACGGCUGCAACACUUCCAGCUCCUGCCAAAAGCCUCCUCUGAAAUCACCCACUGCAGCACUUUGGGCACAUCAGCAGAUUUCUGCUACAAAAUGCACGCCAGCCUGCAACAAACUGAACUUUUACCCUUUCCCAAAUAGGAAAGGGCCCAGAAUUUCUGAAGCUGCAAGGAGGCUUGGGUUGUAUGUCUCACAAUGA